Messenger RNA from Musa acuminata AAA Group (dessert banana), 2071 nucleotides. Its product is annotated as probable protein phosphatase 2C 10. Gene Ontology annotation, biological process: peptidyl-threonine dephosphorylation. Gene Ontology annotation, molecular function: protein serine/threonine phosphatase activity. Lineage: Eukaryota; Viridiplantae; Streptophyta; Magnoliopsida; Zingiberales; Musaceae. The coding region runs from base 962 to 1672 and encodes 236 amino acids. The transcript is spliced from 6 exons. The record is from RefSeq and is a predicted model, not a curated record.
UGUUAGCUCCUUAUCGAUCCCCCUCUUCAUAACAUGAACAUGACAUGGUGAGGAUCUCAAUCCACUGCUGUCCUCUAUCAAGAUUAAGACUGGAAGGGGCAAGAUCUGCGAAACCCCAAGAUUCGAUCAGUACCUUCCUCGUUCGUCAGACGAUAAAAAGGAAGCGCCUUAACCAGCGGAUAAAAAGGACACUUCUUUCUCGGCGAGAGCUCGGAACCAGCGAUUCCCACGGCCUCUUUAAGGCCGGGACCAGGAGCGGCGGCAUCGGCGAGGUCGAAGGGGAGACGACCCGAGCGCGACUGCGCACCUAUUCUUGGGGCGGUGGUUCUGGUUCACUCGGCCGUAACCCUUCGUCCGGUCUCAUCCGCUGUCGCGGGCAUCCGUGGUCUGGUCUCGCCACCGGCACGUGCUUUGCACAUGCUUUGCGCAGUAACGACAGUGACGUCACAAACAAAGGCGAGUAUAUUAUUAAGUUGAUGACAUUUAUUAUUAUAAUGUGCAUUAACUCUCAUUGAUUAGGAAAAAGUAUUUUAUUGUUCCAGUAAAGGGUAUAUAUGUAAAACCACAAUUAUUCUUUAUUUACUCAUAUUACUUUUUCCCUUGUUGGUUGGACGACUUAAUCGCCUCCCGCCUCCCCCAAAUCGGAGCGUCGAUGAGAUUCGAUCAUGGGCGCGUCUUCGCGACGCAGGAAGCGGAUUCCUUUUGACAAGACGAGACUUUUACGAGUGGGGAUGAGGUCAGAAUCGAAUCUUGGCAAUGGACAAGGAUUUGACGUCGAGAAUUAAGCUGCCGGUGGUGCUGUCGAAGUCGGGGGUCUUUAUGGGGUAGAUUAUGCUGCUCCAGAGGUUCCUCCUCCCCGUUUGCAGGUUCUUCAUCUGAUGCUGGUAAAGGGAGAAGUUCUCAAGGUCACACAAAAGUGAAAUAUGGAUUUAGCCUUGUGAAAGGAAAAGUAAACCAUCCAAUGGAGGAUUAUCAUGUUGCCAAGUUCGUGCAGAUGAGAGGACAGGAGCUUGGUCUCUUUGCUAUAUUUGAUGGUCAUAUGGCACAUAGCGUACCUGCCUACUUACAGAAGCAUCUAUUUACCAAUAUUUUGAAAGAGGAAGAAUUUUGGACUAAUCCCAAAGUAGCAAUUCGAAAAGCUUAUGAAAAGACGGACGAGGCAAUUCUUUCACACAGGCCUGAUCUCGGGCGAGGUGGAUCUACUGCUGUUACUGCAAUUCUCAUAAAUGGUAGGAAAUUGUGGAUAGCUAAUAUUGGUGACUCACGAGCAGUUCUUGCAAAAGGUCAACAAGUGCUACAGUUGACAGUUGAUCAUGAUCCCAGCACCGAACGUCGGAGUAUUGUGAAUACAGGUGGCUUUGUCUCAAUCAUGCCAGGUGAUGUCCCAAGAGUUAAUGGCCAGUUAGCUGUUUCCCGAGCUUUUGGUGACAAGGAUCUCAAAUGGCACUUGCGAUCAGAUCCUGAUGUAUGUUGUGUAGAUGUUACCGCGGAUAUUGAUCUGCUCAUCCUUGCUAGCGAUGGAAUAUGGGAGGUCAUGAGUAAUAAAGAGGCAAUUGAGAUUGCUAGAAAGGCUACAGAUCCACAAGCAGCGGCAAGGCAAUUAACUACUGAGGCGUUGGAAAGAGACAGCACAGAUGACAUAUCAUGUGUUGUCAUCCAAUUACAGGCGUAACUAACACUUCUAUCGGUCAAUGAUCAUCACAUUAAGGGAAAUCAUCGAUGCUGCUUCAUAAGGUUCUCACAAGUUGGAAAUAUCUAAAACUUUGGCUUUCUCCAAUCGAAGAAAUUGAAAAAACACAAGUGACAGUUGUUCCAUUUGGUAUCACUUGUAAAUGCAUUCACGCUUGUUGAUGAGUGUGACAUUAAUUGACUCCUCGAAUGCAUUUGGUGAACAGGCAGACUGGCAGACCCUUCUGGAAGGCUUGAAUCACUUCAGUUAACAAUUUGGUGGGAUCUCUUGCCUUCUUUUUCUUCCCCCUCCUUUUUUGUCUGCCUAGCUACAAGAAGAGCUUGGAGUGUGUUACCCUGUUGGUAGUGUUGCUGAUAAUAAUAAUCUUUUCCUUGUCGUAAA